This is a messenger RNA of Quercus robur (English oak), 2022 nucleotides long. RefSeq names its product phosphoethanolamine N-methyltransferase 1. The transcript is spliced from 12 exons. NCBI's taxonomy places the organism in Eukaryota, Viridiplantae, Streptophyta, Magnoliopsida, Fagales, Fagaceae. Gene Ontology annotation, biological process: phosphatidylcholine biosynthetic process. Bases 217 to 1695 code for a protein of 492 amino acids. The record is from RefSeq and is a predicted model, not a curated record. Gene Ontology annotation, molecular function: phosphoethanolamine N-methyltransferase activity.
UUAAAAAGAGAUAGUAACAGAGAGAGAGAGUUUGUAUGUGUUUGUGUUUGUGAGGGUUAAUGCGGCAGCGAGGAAGAGCACACAACCGCCGAUCGAGGAGCUUUACCAGAUCUCGCGUUGCCAUUGAGGGUUCAUAGUACCUUACCUUACCUAUAUUGUCUCCUCUUUUUUUCUCGUUCCAGUUUUUGUCAUUUUGUCUUCUACAUUUCGCUCACAAUGGCUGCUAGAAUUCAAGGAGAGGAGCGAGAGGUGCAGAAGAACUUUUGGAUCGAGCAUUCUGCCGAUCUUACCGUUGAGGCUAUGAUGCUCGAUUCCAAAGCCUCUGAUCUUGACAAAGAGGAGCGUCCUGAAGUGCUUUCACUACUCCCACCAUAUGAAGGAAAAUCUGUUUUGGAACUUGGAGCGGGUAUCGGCCGUUUUACUGGUGAAUUAGCUAAGAAGGCUGGCCAGCUUAUUGCUUUGGACUUCAUUGACAGUGUGAUAAAGAAGAAUGAAAGCACCAAUGGACACUACAAGAAUGUCAAGUUUAUGUGUGCAGAUGUGACAUCCCCGGACCUGAAAAUUUCUGAUGAAUCACUGGACUUUAUAUUCUCCAAUUGGCUACUUAUGUAUCUUUCAGAUAAAGAGGUGGAGGAUUUGGCAGAAAGAAUGGUCAAGUGGUUGAGGGUUGGUGGGUUUAUUUUCUUUAGAGAGUCUUGUUUCCAUCAAUCUGGAGACAGCAAGCGAAAGUACAACCCAACCCACUAUCGGGAGCCCAGAUUUUAUACAAAGAUCUUUAAAGAGUGCCAUGUACUUGAUGGUUCUGGAAAUUCCUUUGAACUCUCUUUUGUUGGCUGCAAAUGCAUUGGAGCUUAUGUGCGAAACAAAAAGAAUCAGAACCAGAUUUGCUGGAUAUGGCAAAAAGUCAGGUCUGAGGAUGAUAGGGGGUUCCAGCGUUUCUUAGACAAUGUUCAGUAUAAAUCUAGUGGCAUAUUACGUUAUGAGCGUGUCUUUGGACAAGGUUUUGUGAGCACAGGAGGGAUAGAUACAACUAAAGAAUUUGUGCAAAAGUUGGAACUUAAGCCUGGCCAGAAGGUCCUAGAUGUUGGAUGUGGCAUUGGGGGAGGUGACUUUUAUAUGGCUGAGAACUUUAAUGUGGAUGUUGUUGGGAUUGAUCUCUCCAUAAAUAUGGUUUCUUUUGCUCUUGAACGUGCUAUUGGACUGAACUGCUCAGUUGAAUUUGAAGUUGCUGAUUGCACUAAGAAAACAUAUCCUGAGAAUUCAUUUGAUGUGAUAUACAGCCGAGACACCAUUUUGCACAUUCAAGACAAACCUGCAUUAUUCAGAUCCUUCUACAAGUGGUUGAAGCCUGGAGGUAAAGUUCUUAUCAGUGAUUACUGCAAGAAUGCUGGAACGCCAUCUCUGGAAUUUGCUGAAUAUAUUAAGCAAAGAGGAUAUGAUCUCCAUGAUGUUAAAUCAUAUGGCCAGAUGCUUCGUGAUGCUGGUUUUACUGAUGUCAUUGCAGAGGAUCGUACUGAGCAGUUUAUUCAAGUUCUGCAGCGGGAAUUGAAUGCUGUUGAGAAGGACAAGGAUGCAUUCAUUGAGGACUUUUCUGAGGAAGACUACAAUGACAUAGUUGGUGGAUGGAAAGCAAAGCUGACUAGGACUUCAUCUGGCGAGCAGAGAUGGGGCCUGUUCAUUGCCAGUAAAAACUGAUUCUGUUUCAGAUCAUUUUCCCUGGCUGUUGUAGCUUUUAAUAUAUGUAUUUUCAACAAUCUUUGGUGUUGAUUGUGUGCUUUUAGCUGAUGGUUGAUGACCAUCCUAUAUUUGCUGCAUUCUCAUCUCACCUAAACUUUAUCUUUGAAUAAUGAGAUAGAGAAUAGCUAAUGAACUUUUGUAUAAAAGAACAAGCAGUUGGAACUAGGAAGUUUAUCUUUGCUUCGUUUAAUGAUAUCAGUGGUUUGUUAUUGGAAAUAAAAUUGUAACUUGGGUAUCUGGAAAAAAUCAAUAUUAUGAUUGAGUGUGCGUUUGGCAUGGAUGAAA